AUGGCGGCCGCACGAAGACGUGUAUACAGACACUAUGGGGUGAAUAUGAGACUUGAUGGCGAGGACGAACUCAUAAUGCAAGUUAGAAAGAGGGGUGAUCUUGGAGAAAGAGGUUUGGUUUGGAUUGCGUCAUCCAGCCCCAAGGUACAUAUAGUACAGUCAGUUUUAACUGGUGAAUUACUCGUUCUCAAGAUUAUACCUGGGAGGGAUUACCUCGACGUAUCGCCAAACGAGGUGAAGUAUUCGACUAAUUUCGGUGCUGAGCGCAAACUACCCCUUCCAUACAAAGUGAAUGGAGAGGAAAGAAUACAUUUUAAUCAGCUGCUCCAAUAUAAGUGGUGGCUCAGGGACAUGGAUGGAAACCCGGAUGAGGAUUCGGGGAUUUAUGCCAUGUAUUUCAGGCAUUGCAACGGUGGAAACUUACAACAAUUUGCAAGAAAGUACUUUGAAGUAGGAAGACCUGUGCCAGAGCACUUUAUUUGGCAUGUAGCUCAGAGGCUCUCCGAAGUUAUUACAUAUUUUAAUUUCGGCAUUUUCCCAGGCCGAGAUAACCCCGGACCACCUGGUUGGCGAUUCAUCUCCCACCGAGACUUCGUAUCAAACAACAUUUUCAUCCAUUAUCAUGCCAGAGCUAAAGGCUUUGAACCAAGUUACAACUACGUAACGAACGCAUUCCCUGAAAUUGUUGUUGGCGACUUCGGCGAUGCCGCUCAGGAGGAUGAGUUUCCCGAAUUAAUAACAGAAGGCAUAUAUGGACUAGAUGAAGCCGCGCGAUGGGAAGAUAUGGCAUUCGAAUUUCCACCCGUCGAAAUUGGCACCGCCCCAGAUCCAUCAACAGGGUGGUUUAUUGAUAGGGAUAAUAUGGCUGUACCGGUACAGGAUUACAUACCGUCGCCGGAUUGGGUUGCUGACCAUCUACUCCCACUCGCCCGUAGACACGUUAGAUUAUGGCGUGGGAACAUGGAACAUCAACGAUUGCCCAGGAAUUACUACAACGACCUCGAUGUUUCAUGGACGAAACCCGAACAAGUCAUGCCUUAUGUGUAUGAAUUUGACCCACGACCACCACGAGCAGUGGAAUCCAGCAAAGACUAUCCAGAUUCAUCUAUCGACUUCGAAGAAGAGCCGGAGUUUGUGCGCUGGGCUGAGCAAGAUAAAAUCGUAUGGGAAUCGGCGGAUGAGGCAGAGGAGACAGAGGAGGCAGACGCAGGUGGAAUGAUGGCAGUACCUCCAGAUUCCGAUGGUAGCGGCGGCUCUGGUGCGGGCGGCGGGGCUAACGGCGGGAGCGACAGUGGGGAUGAUGAAAACGACGAUGUAAAUGGUGGUGGUAACGACGAUGGAAACGAAGAAGUCGUGAACAACUCCUCCGGCUAUGAACCAACGAGAUCGUCGACCUCACUAGAACCAGAUGUGGAGGCGCUUUUAUUUAAUGCGAAUAGGGCUAAGAUGCGCUUCCUCCAUAUUUGGGAAAGGGUCAACAUUGCGAAUCUCGAGAUCGCAGAGCUACAGUACGAACCACCUCUGCUACAGCCUGUCCGGCGCGACCCACCGCCUGCUCCAUACAUCGGCCCGGCCGAGGCACCGGUCCCGGCCGAUGUCGCGGCGGGGGAUGAUAAUGACGGUGGUUUAGGUAGUGGAAGUGAUUCUGACGCAUCCGAUUAUGAUGGUUCACGUGGUACUUGGGGCUACACAUGA
Molecule: messenger RNA, 1695 nt
Organism: Hypoxylon trugodes
Lineage: Eukaryota; Fungi; Ascomycota; Sordariomycetes; Xylariales; Hypoxylaceae
Exons: 8
Coding region: 1-1695 (564 amino acids)
Source: RefSeq, a predicted model, not a curated record